CAGAAGAGCAUCCCAGAUUCAUAAUUUUUCAGAUAUCCUUCUGUUUCCCAUCUUGAGAAAAUUUUUGCUAUCAUUUUACAUAGUGUCCAGUUGUUUGAACAGUUAUAAUAUAUACCUCGAAGGCCUAAAAGUAAGAGCGAUAUGGCUUCUGCUCCACCCGCUUUCUCUACUGUAAUCAGACCAUCCUUGAAGCACAACAGCCAUAGACGCCUACGAGUGAGAGCUCAGAGCUUUAGAGAUGAAGGGAGACAAAGCAAUAUGGUGGAUGCAAGCUUGAGUGUUCUAAGGGAAAGGAUAGAACAAGUUCAAAUAAAGGAGAGACUGGAGAGGUGUUGCAGACGUGAACAUGGGUGGAACUAUGCACCAGGGUACAAUUACAAACCCAAAAGGGAUACCCAAUUAUCAGAUUUCUUUGGCCUGGUGGGUUUGGCUGCUGGGACUGUUGGCAUCACUCUUCUCAGUGGUACCCUUGGCCUUUGCCUUGUUUCCCUGGUGGUUCAUUUGAGUCAAUGAGCUACACAGAGAUAAGAAUGGAAGUUGUGUUGAGUCUGUUGACAGUUGACAAAGAUGAUGUGAAAUCCAGAAGUUAAUUCUUUAUGUAAAAAGUGAUGUAAUGAAAGCACUGUACUUAGGAAAUAUGAUACAAAAGUGGUUGAUCAACUACUAAUUAGCCAUCUUCAGCAGCUGGCCAAGUUGAAAACAUACUUCAACUAGGCUUUUCUUAA
Messenger RNA from Vitis riparia (riverbank grape), 725 nucleotides. RefSeq lists its product as uncharacterized. Lineage: Eukaryota; Viridiplantae; Streptophyta; Magnoliopsida; Vitales; Vitaceae. The record is from RefSeq and is a predicted model, not a curated record. The transcript has 2 exons. The coding region runs from base 142 to 513 and encodes 123 amino acids.